This is a messenger RNA of Aspergillus nomiae NRRL 13137, 2940 nucleotides long. RefSeq names its product U3 snoRNA-associated protein UTP13. The record is from RefSeq and is a predicted model, not a curated record. Lineage: Eukaryota; Fungi; Ascomycota; Eurotiomycetes; Eurotiales; Aspergillaceae. Gene Ontology annotation, cellular component: 90S preribosome; small-subunit processome; nucleolus. Gene Ontology annotation, molecular function: protein binding; U3 snoRNA binding. Gene Ontology annotation, biological process: endonucleolytic cleavage in 5'-ETS of tricistronic rRNA transcript (SSU-rRNA, 5.8S rRNA, LSU-rRNA); endonucleolytic cleavage to generate mature 5'-end of SSU-rRNA from (SSU-rRNA, 5.8S rRNA, LSU-rRNA). Bases 1 to 2940 code for a protein of 979 amino acids. The transcript is spliced from 3 exons.
AUGUCUAAAGCUGUCGUUAAGACGACCUUCGAGGCGUCUCGGACUUUGCGUCCCAUAUACACCGGAGGAAGUACUGCGCUAGAUGCCAGUGGACGUUUGCUAGUAGCUUGUGUGGGCGAAGAUGCUCUCAUUGUAGAUCUUGAGACUGGUGAUCAGCUCGCAAGCUUGGAAGGAGAUGGAGAGAUUAUCACCAGCUUGGCUAUCACGCCAUCCGCUUCACAUGUGGUCGUUUGCUCGCGAUCAAUGUCUAUGCGCAUUUAUUCGUUGACUCCCUUCGAAGAUUCUUCACGGACCCUCGACGCGAAGCUUGUGCGAAGCCUUAAGCCCCAUACUGCACCCGUUGUGACAACCGCUAUCGACCAGACUAGCACUCUUCUGGCAACCGGUGCUUCUGAUGGCUCAAUCAAGGUCUGGGACAUUCGAGGUGGUUAUGUUACGCACACUUUCCAUGGCCAUGCUGGUGUCAUAUCUGCUUUGUGCUUCUUCCAGGUGCCGUUUCAAGAUAGCGAAAGCAAGUCCGCCUCGAAGAAAAAGAAAUCCAAGAGGAAGUCGGAUGAUUCUGAUGAGGAUGAGGACAUGGAAGAUGCUACCCCUGUCGCGUCUAUUGGAGGAUUUCGACUUGCCUCGGGCAGUGAGGAGGGCAAGGUACGGGUGUGGGAUCUGAACAAGCGGAAAUCUAUAGCGUCACUCGAUUCUCAUGUCUCGGUUGUACGGAGCUUAUCGUACUCGCCUGCAGAAAAUGCAUUGCUCUCAGCGGGCCGAGACAAGACUGUCAUCGUAUGGGAUGUCCGCACUUUUAAAACUCGCAGAAUCAUUCCUGUUCUUGAAAGCGUGGAAGCGGCCGCCUUUGUUGCCGACAGCGGGCUUGCUCUAGUAGGAGGUGAAAAUGGAGUGUUGCGUGUCUGGGAUUGUAACCGGGGAGGAGAGGUAACCCAUGAGCAAGAAGCUGCUGCCGAGUUCGAGGCCAUCAUGGCAAUCCAAUACACCCCGGGGAUACCAUUCGCAAUGACCGUACAUGCUGAUCAAACCUUGAGACUUCAUUCACUUGAACCCUUGUUGGAUUUCAAGCCUGGAUCUUCGCUUGAUCCCCUACCAGUCAUAAGGCGUAUCUCGGGUAACGACGACGACAUUAUUGACCUUGCAUAUGUCGGCCCAGAUCGAUCAAUGCUGGCACUGGCUACUAACACUGAGAGUGUUAGGCUGGUUUCGGUGGGACGAUCCGAGGACAGGCCGUCUGAUAAAGAAAAGGAUUACUUUGGCGCAGAUAUCGCUCAUCUUGAAGGCCACGACGACAUCAUCAUAUGCAUUGAUGUGGAUUGGUCCGGCCACUGGCUGGCGACGGGCGCAAAAGAUAACACAGCUCGUCUUUGGUGUCUUGAUCCCAAGACGUCCACCUACACCUGCUUUGCUGCUAUGACAGGUCAUGCCGAGUCUCUGGGUGCUAUAAGUUUCCCUCGCGUCCCGCCACCGGCUAACACACCUGCACGAAAUGACCCUCUGAGCCAUCCUCCACAAUUCCUACUCACUGGUUCUCAAGACCGCACUAUUAAGCGAUGGGAUAUAGGCAAGUUGGCUCCGCUCAGCUCUUCCAAGCCGCAUACCCCAAAGGCGGUUUUCACCCGCAAAGCUCACGACAAAGAUAUUAAUGCUUUGGAUGUCAAUCCAACAUCGACUCUAUUUGCAUCUGCUUCACAAGAUCGUACUGUUAAGAUCUGGUCAGUUGAAGAAGGAUCGGUUGUAGGUAUCCUCCGCGGACACAAGAGAGGAGUCUGGUCGGCGCGAUUCUCUCCCCAUGGCACCCCCGUCAUUAGCUCCAGCGCACAGAGCAGUACAAACAGGGGUCUGAUAGUUACUGGAUCUGGCGAUAAAACUGUCAAAUUAUGGAGUUUAUCGGACUAUAGCUGUCUCCUUACUUUUGAGGGCCACACGAACAGCGUGCUCAAGGUGCUUUGGCUUCCGCCUUCAGAUUUGUCAACCAAGAAAGAUGAUGAAGAUGAAGAUGAAUCGGCGCCGGCACAAAACAAUGCCACACAGGCGCGCCCUCUCGUGGCGUCUGCAGCUGCAGAUGGUCUGGUCAAAAUCUGGUCCCCAUACACGGGAGAACUCGAGACCACACUCGAUAACCACACAGACAGAGUCUGGGCACUAGCGAGCCCGACACCCUCCGGCUCCCGUGCUGAUGUUCUCUCUUCUAGCACACAUAAUAUCUCAUCCCCAUAUGCCAUUGCCUCUGGCUCUGCGGACUCCACCGUCACAUUCUGGACUGACACUACAUCCGCGACUUACACCGCUACAGUUAGUGCGAAUGCUGCCCGUAUUGAGCAAGACCAGAAAUUGGAAAAUUAUAUCAGGGCUGGAGCGUACCGUGAAGCCAUCACACUAGCCCUCCAACUCAACCAUCCCGGAAGGCUACUCUCUCUGUUCACAGCUGCAGUAGAUGCUUCUGACGAUCCAUCCUCAACCGAUGCAGAGAAGAGCGAGCGUGCUAACAGUUUAACCGGAAACCCUGCGAUUGAUGAGGUCCUGCAGACUCUCGACUCCAAUAACCUUCGUACUCUUCUUCUUCGGUUACGUGAUUGGAACACGAAUGCUCGUACUUCCCGUGUUGCACAACGCAUCUUGUUUGCAUUAUUUAGGUCCUAUCCCGCCUCAACAUUCAUCGAGCUCGCCACAGCAAGCAUGGCAAAUCGACGCAGUGACAGUCGCACUGCAGCCGGUAUGAAGGACAUUCUGCAAGCAUUGUCCGCAUAUACAGAAAGGCAUUACCGUCGAAUCGAAGAGCUUACGGACGAAAGCUACCUUGUGGAAUGGGUUCUAGGAGAAAUGGAUGGGGGUGUAGGCCUCGGAGGCUUGGGCAUCUCUGGCGCUCGGGAUGUUACUGACAGUGCUACGGAUGAUGUACCUGAGCAUGAGAAGGACACUAUCAUGCUGGGAGCAUAA